Messenger RNA from Pestalotiopsis fici W106-1, 2898 nucleotides. RefSeq lists its product as uncharacterized. Bases 1 to 2898 code for a protein of 965 amino acids. NCBI's taxonomy places the organism in Eukaryota, Fungi, Ascomycota, Sordariomycetes, Amphisphaeriales, Sporocadaceae. The transcript is spliced from 5 exons. The record is from RefSeq and is a predicted model, not a curated record.
AUGCUUGAGACAGAUAUUAUCAGUUUCGAAGCUAUCCGGGGAGGGUUCAGUCUUCUCAAAGUUCCGAUACUAGUGGACAAAGGCGACUUUGAUGGUGUCCAUAUCGCUGCCCACCAUUUGUCGCAGGACUUUGCCAAGGUAACAGAUGAUGCGGCUAACCAGGUUGUCACGAAUGUUGCUGAGCUGCAUGGCGCGCGUAAAGCAAUCAUUAUUGGCACCCUCGAAAGGUCCAUCACCCUUCAAAGCUUGAGUGCGACGGGAAAGUUGGAGCUAUCAACUAUAGCUAAUGGAUGGGAAUGCUUUACGACACAGCUGAUCCGUGAUCCGUUCCCAGGCUGUGAUGCUGCUCUGGUAAUUGCAGGAAGUGACAAGAGGGGAGCAAUCUUUGGCACCUACACGAUAUCAAACCAAAUUGGUAUUUCUCCUUGGUAUUUCUGGUCCGAUGUCCCACCCCAGAAACAUUCCAAUAUUUUCGCCCGGGACGUCCAAACCCGUCAAGGGCCCCCAAGCGUAAAGUAUCGUGGAAUAUUCAUCAAUGACGAGGCUCCUGCACUGUCAGGAUGGGUUCACGAAAAUUAUGGGGACAAGUUCAAUACUGAGUUCUAUAAGAACGUUUUUGAGCUCUUGUUAAGGCUCAAGGCGAAUUUUCUUUGGCCAGCUAUGUGGUUUGGCUUUCCUCACCCGGGCCAAAGCUUCUUCGUUGACGAUCCAUUGAACCAAGAAAUGGCUGACAAGUACGGUAUCGUCAUAUCCACUUCACAUCACGAGCCGAUGCAGCGGGCAGCCAACGAAUGGUUUUCAGAACCAUACCAUCAAGCGGAUGGUAGUUGGUCAUGGCUUGCAAAUAGAGAAAAGAUUACGAAAUUCUUCAAUGAAGGGGCGGAAAGAGCCAAGCCCUACGAAAGCUACAUCACUGUAGGUAUGCGAGGUGAAGGUGAUAGGAAGAUUGUGGGCAGCAACCCGCAAGCUGUCAUUUCUGAUGUGUUGAAGACCCAGAGGGAGAUAUUCAAGCAUCACUAUGGGAAGGAAGAUGGUCCCAACCAGGUGAUUGCUCUCUACAAGGAGGUUCAGCAACAGUUCUCCGCUGGUCUCGAUAUUCCUGGAGAUAUCACACUAUUGUUCUCUGAUGACAACUAUGGUACGGCUCGAAGACUUCCAUACGGUGAUGAAUUGAAACGCUCGGGUGGAUCUGGGAUUUACUACCAUUUUGAAUAUGUUGGCCACCCACGUUCAUACACGUGGCUCAACAGCAAUCAUGUUCCCAAAGUUCAACAGCAAUUGAGCCAUGCAUAUACGAAUGGGGCUAGGCAGAUCUGGGUUUUCAACGUUGGGGACUUGAAGCCCAUGGAGAUCCCCUUGACCUUUGCCCUAAUGCAUGCUUGGGACGUCACGAGGUACACGCACUCAAACUUGGACCAAUAUUUUGGUCUGUUUGCUCGCAACACCUUCGGGUCCCUGCCAAACAUUACCGACGAUAUUUCUUCACUUCUCUGCACAUACGAUCGCUUGGUAGCACUACGCAAGCACGAUCAUAUUGAGCCGGAUUCAUUCUCCUUGGCACACUACAGUGAAGCUGAAGUGAUUGAAAAGCAGUGGAAGGGUAUUCUAUCCAAGGCAGAAGCUCUUUACGUGGUAGUAGACAGAGACAUGCAGGCUGCGUUUUAUGAGCUUGUACUGCACCCUAUCAAGGCCACUACUAUAUUCAUUUCUCUCCGAGUGGCGCAAGCUAAGAACAGGCUCUACGCCUUGCAGAGAAGGAAUGAGGCAAACCACUGGGCGGAAGAGGUCCUACGCCUGUUCAACGCGGAUGCUGAUCUCAGUCAAGAGUACCAUCGCUUGCUCAAUGGAAGAUGGAACCAUAUCAUGCGCCAGCCGCAUUUGGGGUACAGAGAACUCGAUUAUGCACCGUCGCGCAACAUGAUUGAGGGUGUAUCGUACGUUCAGACCAGGGAGGAUUCAAAUCCCAUCAUGGGGCAUCUUGGAAUCGCAGUCGAGAAUCAUGCGGGCACGCGACCCGGCCUUAUUUGCGAGGAGGCCGAUCGUACUCAUCCCACACGAAGGGACCUUGUUCCUAGUGUCACUCUACCACCUCUAGAACCAUUUGGUGCAGAAUCGAGGUGGUUUGAGAUUUUCUCUCGCAGUACGCGCGAGUUUAUUUGGACGCUCAGUGUUCCAUAUCCUUGGGUUCGUCUUUCCCGAGAGACUGAUAUCAUGAAGCCUCAUUCUCCGUCUGCUCGGAUUGAAGUCUCUAUCGACUGGCCACAGGUACCCGACGGCUUUGAAGAGGAGAUAUUGAUUGAGAUUCGAUCUUCAAUGGGCGAUUUCGACUACGUCCAUGCCAAGGUGGUGAAUCGUACCAUACCCUCUGGCUUUACCGGAUUUGUCGAGUCUGACGGCUACGUGUCUCUGCAUGCUACAAAAUGUGUCCAGCCAGACCUCUCUGUCUACCAGAUUCUCCCUUUCCUUGGAAGAACGGGUGAUGGUGCAGUCGGACUCCAGGAGGAUAUAAAAGGCCCUACUGGCUUUCUAUCAUAUCCAUUUCACACAUUUACAUCGGCCCCGGACUCUAGGAUCGUUCUGUACUUCACGUUUACGCUUGACACAAACCCGGAACGACCAUUGACUUACGAUGUUGUAAUUGAUGAUGGCAAUCUAGAGACUCAUCGUUUAGUCCGCGAGCCAGUCGUUGCUGGUGACCUGCCGCCAGGCUGGCUCUCGACAGUCAUGGACUGCGCAUGGACUAAACACCACAAUGUGGACCUUGGUAUCACGGGUACCCACCUACUCAAGAUUCGCUUGAACGAACCAAACUGUCUGUUGGAAAAGGUUGUUGUCGACCUGGGCGGAGUAAAAGAGAGCUACAUUGGUCCGCCUCAAAGUUUGUUCAUUCAUUUGUGA